Messenger RNA from Rhodotorula toruloides NP11, 2880 nucleotides. RefSeq names its product condensin complex subunit 3. Gene Ontology annotation, biological process: mitotic chromosome condensation. The coding region runs from base 1 to 2880 and encodes 959 amino acids. The transcript has 14 exons. Gene Ontology annotation, cellular component: condensed chromosome; condensin complex. The record is from RefSeq and is a predicted model, not a curated record. NCBI's taxonomy places the organism in Eukaryota, Fungi, Basidiomycota, Microbotryomycetes, Sporidiobolales, Sporidiobolaceae.
AUGCCGGCCCGCCUGAAGCGCGCGCAACCCGCCGAACCCGACUCGCUCGACUCUCUCGCCCCUCUCCUCGACGAACACCUCCCCGCCCUCUUCACCGCCGCCCAGCACACGACCGCGUCGCACCGCAAGCACAUCAACACCCUGCACUCGGUCUUCCUCCGCUGCGCCAAGGUCACUACACUCAGUGCGGAUGGCAGGUUCACGCGGUUGAGCGGUGAGAAGGCGUUUGGCGAGAAGUUUCGCGAGAUGGUGACGCAUCCGCUGGGCGUCAAGAAGGGUGCAGACCAGGGAGACAGGGUCAUCAAAUUCAUCGCGGGCUUCGUCGGCUUUGCGGUCGAGUACGACUUCAAGCAGCGUGAGGCGAACGGAGACGAUGACGAAGACGAGGACGGUCCUGCCUCUCGCCUCGUCGCGCAGCUCCUCGCUUUCCUCCUUCGCGGCUUCCAGGCCAAGAACAAGAUUGCACGGUACCGAUGCGUCCAACUUGUCGCGCUGAUGAUCAACAGCCUUGGCGAGAUUGAUGACGAGUCGUACCACACCCUCAAGGCUGCCUUGCUCGAGCGCAUCCGCGACAAGGAGGCCUCCGUCCGGCAACACGCCGUCGUUGCGCUCUCGAAGCUGCAAGACGCCGACGAGGGUGCAGGCGACUCCGAUGACGACUCGGACGACGAGGAUGAGGGUAAAGAGAAGAAGAGUGUGACGGAGGUCCUGAUCGGCGUAUUGAACCACGAUCCCGCUGCCGAGGUCCGCCGCGCCGCCCUUUUUAAUCUGAUCCCCUCCGCCACGACUCUUCCGCAUCUUCUCCGUCGCACUCUCGACAUCGACACCACGAACCGCCGCCUCGCCUUCUCGCACGUCCUCGUUGAGAUCCCGCCUCGCUCGCUCACCAAGACCCAGCGGCGCGAGAUCAUGGGUCGCGGACUGCGAGACCGCGAGGAAGCUGUCCGCAAGGCAGCGAAGAAGCUCGUAGCGAAGUGGCUUGAGCAGGUCGACAAGGACGAGGGUUGUGAGGCAACGAUCGAGGCGUUCGUCGGCUUCUUCGACCUCUUCGACGAGGAGGGACAAAAGGUGGCGGAAAAGGCACUCGAGGCUUUGUUCGAGGUCAGGCCGGACUUGAUCCAGGACGUCGAGUUCAGCGACGACUUCUACCAGACCCUCACGCCGUCGACCGCCUUCCUUGUCCGUGUCUACCUCAACUACCUCCGCGCCGUCGACUCACCCCUCCUAGCCGAUCUCGAGCCCGUUGUCACAGCUCUCGCUUUCCACCUCCAGGCAGCAUGGACGCAACUCGUUGUCGCGCUUGAGGCAGACGAGCGGGAUGAGCAGAAGGAGGCAAGGGAGGAGUUCAUCGUUGGCGAGCUGGUCGGCAUCGCUGUCAACCUCGACUACGGCGACGAGAUUGGGCGGAGGAAGAUGUUUGAGCUCAUGCGCGAGAUGCUCCAACACUCGCUCCUCCCGCCUUCGCUCAUCCCCAAGUGCCUCGAUGUCCUCCUGAAGGGCACCUCCGAGCGCGAUUUCAUGCGCAUCGUCGUCGAGAGCGUCCAGUCCCUCCGCAACGACUCGCAUCUCGUCACGGACGACUCGGAGCUCGGCGAGCAAAGCGACGACUCGAGUGAUGACAGCGAUGAGCUCGAGUACGAGGGUGACGCGGAGGAGCGCGCGGCGCGGAGGAGGCUCAAGCAGGCGAAGAAGGGGAAGCGAGCGGUGCAGGAGCCGCAGCAGGCUGAGCGGAGGAAGGAGCUCGACUUGCGGUGCUUGUUUGUUGUCAAGGCCCUGCUAGAGCGGGUCAUGAGCGCUCUCCAGGAGAAUUCCAUGCUGCACGGUCUUGUCGCCGAGCUCAUUGUCCCUUCUGUCAAGACGAAGGACUACGAGGUCAGGGCGCAAGGCCUAAUCUGUCUCGGCUUGUGCUGCUUGCUCGACAAGUCUAUGGCGCUCGACUCGUUCCAGCUCCUCGCCCGUCAGAGCGAAGCAACCGAGGGCGAGCUGCAGAUCAAGGUUCUGCAGACCCUAUUCGACGUGCUCGUCCUGCAUGGCAUCAACUUUGGCGAAGAGCGCGGCUUUGGCACCGACAUCAUCCUUGGCUUCCUCGGCAGCUCGCUCGAUCAGGAGGACCCGAAAGCGGCCGCUACCGCCGUCGUGGGCAUCGCCAAGCUCAUGCUUUCCGGCAUGGUCACGGACGAAGAGAUUCUGGCCCGCCUCGUGCUGCUGUACUUUGCCGGCGAGACAGCCGACAAUCCCGAGCUGCGACAAUGCUUGUCGUACUUCUUCCCCGUCUACUGCUACUCCAACCCGCAGAACCAGCGACGAGUCUCAACGGUUAUGAUUAAGACGCUCGACGUUUUGCGAAGCGUGUACGACGAGCUCAAGGACAAGUCGACGAUGGUCACGCCGCUGCAGAUCGGGUCGCAGCUUGUCGACUGGACGGAUCCGCAGAAAGUCAUCGAGUCCGACUCGAUUCAGCCGGACGAGACCAUCCAGGCCGACUUGGCGCUCAAGAUGCUCAAGGCGCUCUACAAGUCGGAAGAGAAGGACGCCCGCAAGUUGUGGUGUCAGCUCCUGCCGAAGCUGUACAUCCCAGACGAGACGGACGACUUGAAGAUCAAGGCUUUGAUGGUCAUGAUCGAGGAGCUCAAGACCAAUCGCCCGCUGGCCGACGCCGUCCCCCGCAACGCCCUCAACCGCUUCGAAGCCUCUCUCACCAAGACUUUCGGCCUGCGGCUCGAGGCGCUCGAGGAUGUGCAGGUCGAGGAGAAUGACGAUGUGCGGCUUGUCAGGGAGUGGGUGGCUAAGGUCGAGGGAGAGGAGGAGGACUUCGAGGGGGAGGACGACGAGGAGGAAGAGGAGGAGAGUGAGGAGGAGAGCGAGAAGGAGGAGGAGUGA